CCCUAUUGAUCCUCGCGGCGAUAUGCCAAUGCCUGGUUAUAAAGGUAUUGAACGAAUAAGAUGCUGGGAAAGCGGAUCUACCAGACGUCCAAAUGCAAACUGGAAACUUGAUCAAGGUUAUAAUUGUCCGUUCUACACUACAAGACCUACCGUAGGUAUCACAGUUUGCUUGUAUUCGGGCACAGCUGUCCUGCAGGGUGAAGCAGUAAAAUAUCUUGUAUUGCCGUUUCCCGAAAGAGAAGAAAGGAAAGAUCACCACCAGCGACAAGGGGGGCUGGGCUUCAUUCAGGUCUUCCCUGCUCUCAAGACCCAUGAGCAGCAUGGGAUAACUGCGGAUGCUUACUAACUUGGACGUCACAGGCGAAAGGGACGGAAGCCGGCCAGAUUGGAGACCGGACCCGCUCACAGUGGAGAGGAGAGCCUACUCCAGUAAGAUCUGCAACGCCAUAUACCUCUCGGCCUGCGGGUCUAGUCGAGUUCUGGACGACGAGUCAGUGGACAAGAGCAUCCAUUUAAGUACACUAGUGCCUGCUAACUUGCGGGGUUCUGACACGUCAUUGGGACUUUGGGGAGCGUGGAUGAUACAACACUGGGCAUUCGCCGGUCGUCACCGACCCGACUACUACUCCAGCCCUCACUGGCUUAUCUAUGGGAGAGCGGACGGGAUCCCGAGUUCUCCAGUGGGUAUGGUCGUAUGUGACGG
Messenger RNA from Colletotrichum navitas, 703 nucleotides. RefSeq lists its product as uncharacterized. Lineage: Eukaryota; Fungi; Ascomycota; Sordariomycetes; Glomerellales; Glomerellaceae. The record is from RefSeq and is a predicted model, not a curated record. The annotation marks the transcript as partial. The transcript is spliced from 2 exons.